AUGCCAUGGUCCUCAUUGACGACCACUCAAAAAUACCCAGUAGCAAGCAUUCUGCGAACACUUGCCGCACCAGUUGUCAUCAGCAAACUACGUACCAUUUUCGCCCAGUUCGGCAUUCCAACGGUGCUGAAGACUGACAAUGGUCCUCCAUUUCACAGCGGAGACUUCUCAAGAUUCGCUGAAGAAUUCGCAUUCAAACACCACCGUGUCACGCCACUUUGGCCCGAGGCAAACGGUGAGGUAGAGAGAUUUAUGAGAACGCUCAACAAGCUAGUCUUGACAAGCAGAAUUGGAGGCAAGGACUGGACGGAAGAGCUACAAUCCUUCUUGCUAGCCUACCGCUCCACCCCACAUGGCUCUACAGGAACUUCACCGUUCGAGCUCCUCUUCAAGCGCACAGUGCGUAACCUACUUCCGGUAAUCCCCGACCCAGACAACAGUAGCCCUACUCACAUCAACUCACAAAGAAACGACAAAUCCAGGAAAAGAUACAACAAAGAAUAUGCUGAUGCACGGCGACAUACUCAGCAUCACAAGUUUGUUCCUGGUAAUCUUGUAAUCUGUAGACAGGAGAGGCGUAACAAGUUCACCCCUUUCUACGACCCCAAGCCCUACACAGUCAUUGAGGUCCAUGGAUCUCGCGUCAAGGCCUCUCGCAAUGGGAAAGUCAUAACGCGAAACGCUGCCUUCUUCAAGGAUGCAUCGCAAGUAACCAUCACGCCUGGACGAGAAGAAUUGGACAUCGAAGAUCCAGGGCCCCCUCCAUCAAACCCUGGCAGUCGCAUCUCCUUAGACCAUCGCUUAUCUCUGGCCCCAUCUGCACCGCCAGUGACCCAACCAAACAGUGCGGGGGCCGUUAUCCGACAAGAGUUCGUCGUGCUCCACGUCAUCUUUCGGACUUUGCAGUGUAGAAAACUUUUCUAA
Molecule: messenger RNA, 924 nt
Organism: Ixodes scapularis (black-legged tick)
Lineage: Eukaryota; Metazoa; Arthropoda; Arachnida; Ixodida; Ixodidae
Exons: 1
Coding region: 1-924 (307 amino acids)
Biological process (GO): DNA integration
Molecular function (GO): nucleic acid binding
Source: RefSeq, a predicted model, not a curated record